CCCGCGCUGAAUGGACGACGUCAGAUACUCGAACCCCCGGACCUCGUCCCUACUCGAGUACCCCUGGCCCUGGAUUGGGCAUGUCGGCUAAUCAGCGGAACUAGCUUUGUCCCACUGCCUUAUCACCCUUGAAACCUACAACGCAGCCCAACCCGCAUACAUAUGUGGAAUCAAGACGCUGCCAUUUAAACACACCCGACUAGAGAACACGGCAGCUCCAUCCCCAUUCUAUACCACGCCUACACCUUACGAAUAUUGGGGAUCACAAUGUCGCGCAGACCUCCCAAUCCUGCCGCAGAGCGUGCUGCACAAAACACACAGACUCUCAAAAGCCUCGUGAAACUGGAAGGCAACAAGACAUGCGCCGAUUGCAAAAGAAACAAGCGUGAGUUUGAUUCCAUAUCCAUGACCCCUUAUGGCUGUUCAACUGACUGAAUACUCUCUCUCAGAUCCGCGCUGGGCGAGUUGGAAUCUGGGUGUAUUCAUUUGCAUAAGAUGUUCUGGCAUACACCGAGGAAUGGGAACACAUAUCAGUAGAGUUAAAUCAGUGGAUCUCGACUCUUGGACCGAUGAGCAACUACAAAGUGUUUUGAAAUGGGGAAACUCGAGAGCGAACAAGUAUUGGGAGGCAAAGCUGGCGCCAGGCCAUGUGCCAUCCGAGGCAAAGAUUGAGAACUUCAUCAGAACAAAAUACGAUACCAAAAGAUGGGUGGCAGAAGGAGGAAUACCAGACCCCUCGACCUUGGAUGCGGAUGGAGACGAUGAUGUACCGCUAAGCUUGGUUAGGGAACAGCAGGCUAUUGAGCGUUCCACUUCAUUGAAAGCUGCAUCGGGACCAUCUCAAGUCAAAAGAGCCCUUCAACAGGACCUGUUCGGUGACGAUGAUGCUCCUCCUUCGAGAUCAGUGUCUGCCGCUCCACCUGCUUCAAGACCUCCCCCACCAAAAGCUGAACCUGCUCCUCCAAAACAAACAAAGCCCGCAGACUCUCUGCUUGGAUUGGACUUUUUUGGAACUGAAGCACCCCCGCCAAACCGGCCACUAAGCGCCGCCUCUACUCCUGGGGCCCAGUCACGACCAGAUCUCAAGCAGUCGAUUCUGUCAUUAUAUGCCUCUGCUUCUCGACCGCAAGCACAGCAGCAACCGUCUCAUUCUCACUCCAGCUCUUUUGGCGGCAUGCACUCGCCUGUGCAACAAUCUCCUCCGGCGCAACAGACAUCGUUUGGAGGAAUGAAUGAUGCUUUCAGUGGGUUGAGCUUUUCCACCAACCAAAUGUCUCCUCCAGCUCAGCCAAAACCUUCAGCAUUCUCCACCCUUGGUAAUCUUUCCGGCCAUCAGUCUUCUCAAAAGUCACCACCAGGAAACUUGAUGGGGGGCUUUUUUGAUACAAAACCUGCUUCCAAGCCCGCACCUCAACCAUCGCAGGGCUUUGGCUCUUCUGGUGGAUUCGGGGCUUUUGAUUCUGCUCCCAGUGCUGCCCCCACGUCAAGCUCUGGCAUGAAUGAUCUCUUCGACUUCUCUUCACCUGCGGCUCCCCCAGCUGCAGCUCCUCAACCAAAAAUGACAUCACCUCCUGCUCAACAAUCCGUUUUCAAUCUUUCACAACCUGCACCAGCUCCCAAGUCCCAACCAGCAGUGCCGGCUAUGAACAACUGGUCAGAUAGCAAUGCUUGGGGAGCCGAUGAUGCAGGUUGGGGUUCUGCCAAGAGCCCUCAUACAGUGAAGCCAUCUGCAGCAGCACCGCAAACUUCAGCAAACUUUGGUUGGGGCUCCAGUUCAAACUCUUUAGCCAGCCAGAGUAUUGUGCCAGGUGGAGGCGGCACUUUCAGUCCAACAACUUCUGCACCACCAAAGGUUACGCCGGAUGAUGAUUUUGGAGGAUGGAGUAGUGCAGCACCAGCUGCACAAAAUUCCGGCACAACCCAGCCCAAGCCCGCAGCUGGAUUUGGGGCCAAUGAUGCUGAUUUGUUUUCUAAUGUUUGGGGAUAAAUAAUGGGAAUGAAAGUACUGGAGUUGGAUGAACUGCAUAGCAUCUUUAUUUGCCUAGUACGUUCAAUUAGAAAUAGUACAAAUUAUAUGACCCAUAUGAAAUACCCAAGUACAUUGAACCGAUAAUUCCUGAUUUUGACGAUAAUCCAUUCGACCAUCACCUCCUUAUCCAUGAGAAAACGCCGUGUGCUAUGCUACAGACAGUAUA
Hymenoscyphus albidus is the source of this 2195-nucleotide messenger RNA. Lineage: Eukaryota; Fungi; Ascomycota; Leotiomycetes; Helotiales; Helotiaceae. The record is from the annotation of a GenBank genome assembly.